Molecule: messenger RNA, 3235 nt
Organism: Nicrophorus vespilloides
Lineage: Eukaryota; Metazoa; Arthropoda; Insecta; Coleoptera; Silphidae
Product: protein groucho-1-like
Biological process (GO): regulation of DNA-templated transcription; negative regulation of canonical Wnt signaling pathway
Cellular component (GO): nucleus; transcription regulator complex
Molecular function (GO): transcription corepressor activity; protein binding
Source: RefSeq, a predicted model, not a curated record
GGCCCGCCGCAACCCGGACAGCCUUUCAAAUUCACAGUCGGCGAGUCAUGCGACAGGAUUAAAGAAGAAUUCAACUUCCUCCAAGCACAAUACCACAAUUUGAAAUUGGAAUGCGAGAAGUUGGCCAGCGAGAAGAUAGAAAUCCAAAGGCAUUACGUAAUGUAUUACGAAAUGUCCUAUGGAUUAAACGUGGAAAUGCACAAACAGACUGAGAUUGCGAAGAGACUGAAUGCUAUAAUCGCACAAAUCCUUCCUUUCCUCUCGCAGGACCAUCAGCAGCAGGUUGCGAGCGCCGUGGAGAGGGCGAAACAAGUUACCAUGACAGAACUGAAUGCCAUAAUUGGGCAACAAAGGCCCGACCUGCCCAGAUUGCUGCAGCAGAUGCAUGCCCAGCAAUUACCCGCCCACGCGGCGCCACCCCUGCCGAUGAUGCCACAUCCUGGUUUGGCGGGAGCACCGCCUAGUUCUGCAGCCAGUUUGCUCGGAUUAUCCGGGGCUUUGGCGGCUCCAGGACAACAUCCUUUAUCCAUGUUGGCGAAGCCGGAGCUUCAUCGCCCAGACGACGUGAAAUCGAACAGCGGUAUCAACUCUGCCGAAGAGCGUCACAGGAACUCCAUAUCACCAGCUGAGCGAGAGAAGUACAGACCGAGAACGCCACAGGAGCCGGAUCACAAGAAGGUGAAGAAAGAAGAAAAAGAUCUUGGCCACCACAGCGAUGGCGAGAAGAGCGAUCAGGAUUUGGUGGUUGAUGACGCCUCAGAAGAUCCAGUCUCACCACCCAACGGAACUGCAUCUCCUCGCGAGAAUGGUAUCGAUAAGAUGUCGAAAAAGGAACAUCCAGGACCCCACAGCCCCAGAUCUGGAACAUCCAGCAAUGCUUCAACGCCAUCCGCGAAGAAAUUAGAUGCGGAUAAACCUUCAACACCCAUCUCUAAACCAGUAACGCCGACGUCAGCUGCGGGAGCAGCUCCUGGAGGUAGCGGAUUGAAGCCAGUGGUAAAACCGCCUCCACUCGGACAAUACCCAUACCUAGCGGGAAUGUCAAAUGGCGGUGGUCCGCAUGAUUUGCAAGCUGCCGCAGCAGCCGCUGGGGCCUAUGGGGUGAUGCACAAUAAUCUUCCUCCGACGUUGAACAAUUAUCCUAGGCCACCACUUCAAGUGGGUUACGAUUCACAUUCACAGAUGAGGGCACCCGUCGUGCCCGGCAUUGGGAUUCCUGGAGGGAAGCCAGCUUAUUCUUUUCACGUGAGCGCCGAUGGACAGAUGCAGCCAGUGCCCUUUCCGCCGGACGCAUUGAUUGGUCCGGGUAUACCAAGACAUGCGAGACAAAUAAAUACCUUAAGCCAUGGUGAAGUAGUCUGCGCCGUGACUAUUUCGAAUCCGACUAAAUACGUGUACACGGGUGGCAAAGGAUGUGUUAAAGUUUGGGACAUCAGUCAACCUGGAUCAAAGAGUCCAGUCUCUCAAUUGGAUUGCUUGCAACGAGAUAAUUAUAUCAGAUCUGUAAAGCUAUUGCCGGACGGAAGAACGCUGAUUGUGGGCGGCGAAGCGAGUAAUCUAUCAAUUUGGGACUUGGCAAGUCCGACGCCACGGAUUAAGGCCGAAUUGACGUCAAGUGCACCGGCGUGUUAUGCAUUAGCAAUUAGUCCGGACUCUAAGGUGUGCUUCAGCUGCUGUUCCGACGGAAACAUCGCAGUCUGGGACCUGCACAACCAAACACUAGUGCGACAAUUCCAAGGCCAUACGGAUGGUGCCUCCUGCAUUGACAUUUCCGCAGACGGCACGAAACUGUGGACGGGUGGAUUGGACAAUACAGUGAGGAGUUGGGAUCUGCGAGAAGGAAGGCAGCUCCAGCAGCACGACUUCAACUCGCAAAUAUUCUCACUGGGAUACUGUCCAACCGGGGAAUGGUUGGCCGUUGGAAUGGAGAACUCUAACGUUGAGGUUCUUCACGCCUCGAAGCCGGACAAAUACCAAUUGCACUUGCACGAGAGCUGUGUUCUUAGUCUAAGGUUUGCCGCAUGCGGCAAGUGGUUCGUUUCAACGGGCAAAGAUAAUUUGCUGAACGCCUGGAGGACACCGUACGGUGCUAGCAUAUUCCAGUCGAAGGAAUCAUCCAGUGUCCUCAGCUGCGAUAUCUCGGCGGAUGACAAAUAUAUCGUGACAGGAUCCGGUGAUAAGAAAGCCACUGUCUACGAAGUAAUUUAUUAGACGCGUACAGGACUCAAAAGUGCAAGUUAAUACUCAAAUAUUAGAGCAAAAGUGAUUCAUAUGUAGAUGAAUUAAAGGAACGAACAGAAGGAAAAAGAAGAAAAGAAAAAUAAGUAAAAUUGGACAAUUCUUUAGUUUUAUUGAUUAUAUAAAGAAAUGUGAUAAUUAUUUAUAAUAAACAUUUUGUGCUUAUAAAACUGUCACAUGAGAGAAACAGAGGAAGAAUUGAUUGGUUCGGAGGUGAAGAAAUCAAGUUCUAGGUGAUCUGAGGUAAAUAGUGCGUAAGGUUCAGUUCAUGAUCUCCAUGACAACAGCGAUUAUGUACGUCUUUAUUUUUCUCCUGAUUUGCUUAUUUAAAAUAUAACUAAUGUAAAUAUUUUAAAUUAAAUUUCAUUAUUACAAGCUCAACAUAUACAAUAUAUAUAUUGACACAAACUUAUAUAUAUAUAUUUAUAGUUUACGCUGCUGACAAAAUACUUAAGUAUGCCCGCAUUGUUUUUUAUUAUUGGAUUCUAUACUAGAAAAUGGUGUAAAUAUAUUUACGAAAAAUGAAGAUGUUCCGAAAAUUGGACUAUCAGGACACAGUGCACCGUAUUUCUCUUCUAUAUACAAUUAUAAUAUUUUUUUUUGUAUUUCAUUAAUUUCAUUUGUUAUUUAAUAUUUAGCAGGCUAGAUUUUUCUUUCGUUUUUUUUUGUAAUUCAACAAAGAUUUAGCAAAAUGGCAAAAAAAACUAGGCUCUUUCAUAACUUCCUUGCGAAGCCACACGAACAUAUUGUAGAUACAGAUUAUAUUUUUAAUGAGCUCAAGUUAUGAAAUAAACACGUUGUUUUUUUGGCACUUUUGCUAAACAUGGACUAUAAGUAAACAAAUGUAUAUUGUCUUAUAUAUUUGUAAUUAUAUAUAUAUAUAUAAAUGGAAAAAAGCAAAUACUAUAAAUAUGAUGAAAAAAAAGUAUAUAUAUAUCUAGUACGAAGAAUUUAAAAAGCAUCUGAAUGUUGCCUACACAAAUUUGCUCCAAUUUUG